This is a messenger RNA of Falco peregrinus (peregrine falcon), 4045 nucleotides long. It is a transcript of the gene RAB29, whose product is annotated as RAB29, member RAS oncogene family. Gene Ontology annotation, molecular function: GTPase activity; GTP binding. The transcript has 5 exons. The coding region runs from base 38 to 655 and encodes 205 amino acids. Gene Ontology annotation, cellular component: vesicle; trans-Golgi network; Golgi apparatus. Lineage: Eukaryota; Metazoa; Chordata; Aves; Falconiformes; Falconidae. The record is from RefSeq and is a predicted model, not a curated record. Gene Ontology annotation, biological process: vesicle-mediated transport.
CUCACAUGACCGCGGCGGGGCCGGGGCCGGGGCCGGGAUGGGGCAGCGCGAUCGCAUGUUCAAGGUGCUGGUGGUGGGGGACGCCACGGUGGGGAAGACGUCGCUGGUGCAGCGCUACGCCAACGACAGCUUCAACCGGCACUACAAGUCCACGGUGGGGGUGGAUUUUGCUCUGAAGGUGGUCCAGUGGUCGGAAUCUGAGACAGUGCGACUUCAGCUCUGGGACAUCGCAGGGCAGGAGCGCUUCACGUCCAUGACCCGGCUGUACUACAGGGAGGCAUCAGCCUGCGUUAUCAUGUUUGAUGUCACCAACAUCAGCACAUUCAGCAACAGCCAGAAGUGGAAGCAGGAUUUGGACAGCAAGCUCAUGCUGCCGGAUGGGAACCCCGUGCCUUGCCUGCUGCUGGCUAACAAAUGCGACCUUUCCCCGUGGGCAGUGACAAGAGAAGAAGUGGAUCGGUUCAGCAAAGAAAAUGGCUUUUCUGGUUGGGUGGAGACAUCUGUCAAGGAGAACAAGAAUAUCAAUGAGUCCAUGAGAGUGCUGAUUGAAAAGAUGAUGUCCUCGUCCACCGGUGAUGGAAGUUCCUCUGCUGCUGGGAGUGGGGAUUAUAUUAAUAUCAAAGAGACAACCCCGCCAGGCUGGGCUUGCUGUUAGAUGCACUGACUCCACCAUCUGCCUUGGGCUUAGCAGCAAUGGCCUUUUGUUAUUACCAUCAUUUUUUCCUAAACUGGCUGUCACUGGUUUUCGGUUGGGUUUUUUUUGUGUGUGUUUGUUGGUUUUUUUUACGCGAUCGUGAACUGUCUUCUGUUUAGUGCAUAUUCGUUCUCAGUAGAGCAUUGCUACAAUGGCUUGGAGUGAGGAGAGGAAAGAAGAGAGGAGUGAGAAGAUUCUUCUUUAUCCUGGUGUAGCAGCAGCUGGAGGCUCUGCUGCUAGUGAUGUAGCGUGGUCCAUGUUCAAGCACAUGGCUUGGAUUAGUUAAUAUUUUUAACAAAUUUUGAGCACUUCGUCUUCUGACAUGUGACGGCCUGUCUCAGGCAGGGCGAAGGAUGUCGAAGGUACAUUUUUAAUAUUGUUGCACCUUUUAUUCCCCACCACCUGCACCCACCAUACAUAGGGGCACCAGUCCCAGGUGUUACAGUGACCUUCAUUUGCUGCACACGGGGUUCCAGUGGUCUCCCUGAGCCUGCGGAUUCCUGGCGUGGGAUUACAGCAAACUCGUACUUCAUACUCUGGAACUACAUACCUCUGCUUACGUGUCCUGGAGAGACCAACACAUCUCAUCUUUGCCACUAACUGUCCUCACGAUGUGAAGCCAGAUAUGGAUGAGCAUGGUGUCCCAGCUCUGUAAAAUUAUCAGCGUGAAUAUGAGCAACGGUGUAGCACAGCCUUUACUUUUGUGUGUGCUGACUGUGGUGCUUAACACAGCAGAGACCUCGGAUUUUUUCAAGAAUUGCCCAGUUGCCUUCUGUCCACUCCUUCUCCCUCGCCCUCUGCCUAGCACAAUCCUGUGUAUUCUGUUCUGGUGCCGCUUUAUUAGGGCACGGAGAGCUGAAUGAGGAAUAGGUUGUAAACUCCUUUGUGUGACAGAACAACAGUCCUUUUCACUUUUAGAACACCCUGUAUCCUACAGCUUUGCAAUUGCGGAUGAAUUGCCUUCCCACAACUGUUGUGUAGCGAGGAGCGGAUUUGGGAGCGGGGCUGGUGCAGGGCAGGCAGUGCUCUGAAAGCUCACCCGCUGGCUUCAGCGGUGUGGGGGGAAGCAAGGGAGAAGACUUUGCAGGACAAAAGGAAACGAAAAGAACCGCUCCCCGCUUGCCUUUUGAUGCCUGCUUUCCCUAGCACGUCCCCAGGUACCCACCGUGGAGGUCUUGCCAACAACACAACAUUGGUAGAAGCACACUAGAUGGUUAUCUGGGGAGAGUUAACGAACUCAGUCUGUGGGGCUGGAGUUACGUAGCGUUGUAGGCCUUUUACAUCACCAUGCGAUGUUCUAGAAUUGUCUUGCUUAUGUUUUAAGUCAGGAUUUGGACAAAUGGUCUUCAAUAACGGUUUUCCUUUCCCAAGUAGUUUAAUUUGAAAACAGGGCUAUAAAUCGGUUUGUCCGGAUUCCUGCUGAAUUAGGGUUACUUUUCUUUGGCAAAGUAUUGCUUCGGUCUGUCUUUUCUUACUUUCUAUAAUCGAUGGAGGGAGAGGGUGGUAAGAACAGGAGCAGAUUGCCUUCACUAAGCACGAAAAGUUCUGAGUUCUCAUUUUCUGGAGUUUAAAAGGAUCGAUGAGUAAACAGUAAGGGCUGAGAAAUUUAUAACUAGUGUUGUGUUCCAGUGUUUUAAUUAAAAGCUAAAAUGUCCGGGCAAGGAUUCUGUUGUGCAAACACUGCCAAAUUUGGGUUUAUAGGCACUUAAAUAUACCUUUUCUGCACUGCUGGAUUCACUGUAGAAACAUGUGAAACGCGUAGAACUGGUUAGCAACAAAAUUGAAUUGUCUUACUGAAUUCUACUUCCUAAACAUUGUAUUAAAAAAAGAAAAAGGUAUCUUUAGUUCUUUAGGGAACAUGGGGGGAAGGGCCUAAUUUUUUAAAGGAUCUGUCACAAACCCAUUAAGAUUCAUGUGUUAUUUAUCGAUUUCUGUAUAUGCGACUGAAAGUGUUUCAGCAACGAGGUCAAGUGUUAAGAGCUGUCCUAACAGAUGGAGAAGCAGUGGAAAGCUCUGCCCAGGACCAGCUGACUACUCAAGUCAGUAAAAACUUGGCCCUGAAAGGAAAAUUUCUAAUUCCUGUUCCAAUGGCCCAGGCAAUAGGCCAUGCAUCUUGCAGGAAAGCAUCUUCGUACCUUUUGCACGUCGGUUUGAUGUGUAGCAGUGCCUCUUUGGUGUCUGGACCUUUUAAUCUGGACCUUUUUUUUGUAAGUGCCUCUCAGAAACAAGCAAGAAGCCAAAGGAAGAUCUUUUUAGAAGGUUUUGUUCUAAUAUAAAUAAUUUCUGUUUUGCCCAGUGGUUUCCGGUACCGAUGUAUGCCUUGGUGGUUGUUGGGGUUUUUAUUUUUCCACACUGCUUACUGCUUGCUAACAUCUUAAUAGACAACAGAAACGAUCGUUGCUUGAGAUCGGUAUAAAAACCCAACCAGACAGGAAAACGAUUUUACUGUGCAGAUGUGUUUGUUUUUUCAGACCUUGCUCUUGUGGCGCAUAAGGUGCUUAAAAAAGCGAAACAAAACCAAAAGAAACGAACCUUGAUUUGGCCCUGUAAAACAAACUGAUUCAAAAGCCCCAUCUAAACAUGCUCAUUGCUGGGAUAGGCAGUGCGGAAAGAAUGGUUGCCUGUAAAAUUGAUUGUGCCCAGCUUGCACUAGCUGAAAUAAUUCUCAUUUUUAAAACAACUGAAAGGGAAACGCCAACUUGAGCGAAGCAGUUUCCAAGACACAUAUUAAGCAAAGUUAAGUGUCAUUCAUGCAGACCGAUAAAAACUUGAGUCUUUCAAAUAUGAAUCAGAAAAGCCUUGUCUUUAUUCGGAUGAACUGUGGUUCACUGGUGUCUUUGUCAGGAAUGAUCUGUUUUGAAAACGAAGGCACCAAGUUUUCCCUUCUGCAGUGCCUACUUUGACUUUGUACUCUUUGUGUGACUCCGGGCCAACUGUACUUAUUUCCCUGUCUUCCACAUGUUGUUUCUCAUUCCUAUAACUUUUAAUUUGUGGUCGCGGGACUCAAAACCAUAUGAAGUUUAACGGUGUAUGUUAUAUAUUGAUGACAGUGCACUAUGGGUCCACAUAGCUGGAAAUUUUUACUGCAAUAGAUUUUGAAAGCAUGAGGGCAGACUAUAGUUCAGAAACCAGUCAACAAUAUCAAAACAGCUUUUUUUUUUUUUUUUUUUUUUUUAAAUGCUUGCAGUCACACAGCAGUCUUUAAGACACAGGGUUCUGAUUACUGUAAAGCUGCAGUAUUACCGUGUUUAUGUAAAGACUGAAGAAACUGCGGGGAGGUUUUCUCCAUAUCAGUAACUACUGCAGUAUUGCAAAAGUUUGAAAUAAAAGUUUGACAUUGCUUGUGUAGUA